Molecule: messenger RNA, 2395 nt
Organism: Eleginops maclovinus (Patagonian blennie)
Lineage: Eukaryota; Metazoa; Chordata; Actinopteri; Perciformes; Eleginopidae
Product: zinc finger BED domain-containing protein 4-like
Exons: 5
Coding region: 36-1763 (575 amino acids)
Molecular function (GO): DNA binding; protein dimerization activity
Source: RefSeq, a predicted model, not a curated record
CGAGUAUAGUAGCAAAGAGAAAAUAGUUAAUUGCAAUGGAACCUGUUGCAAAGAGAGGCCGCUCCGAGAUGUGGGAGCACUUUAAUUUGAUUUCUCCUAACAAGGUCCAAUGUUUGGUUUGCCAUCAACAGCUGGCCUAUAAUAAUAACACCUCAUCCAUGCUGAGGCAUUUCCGUGCUAAGCAUGAGGCUGGCCAAGCUGCAGCGAGCAUCCGGGGCGAUAGAAAGGCCAAGAUUGAUGAGGCACUGGUGAACAUGAUUGUCCAGGAUUCCCAGCCUUUCAAGGUUGUGGAUGAUCAAGGUUUCAGAGCCUUGGUUUCCCUUUUGGACCCUACGUAUGUCCUUCCAUCAAGGCAGACCUUGAAGUCCAUGAUGGAGGCAAGGUAUCGUGAGGAGAAGCAGAAGGCCAAAGACAAGGUUCAGAAGGCUACUGCUGUGGCCUUGACCUCGGAUAUGUGGACAUCCAUCCACAUGGAUUCCUACCUGGCCUUCACUUGCCAUUUUGUGGAUGAGGAAGACAAGUUGGCGACUGUUUUGCUGGCAGUUGCUAAGUUUGGGGAGCGCCACACUGCAUCCAACAUUGCAACUGUGAAAGGGUCAAUUCUGGAAGAGUGGGAAAUACCCAAAGCAAAGGUCAUGUGCCUUACUACAGAUGGUGCCUCAAAUAUGCACCUCUGUAGUAGCAUCAUGGAGGUAAGGCACAGCCACUGCAUUGCUCAUGCCUUGAAUUUGGUGGUGAAGAAGGCCCUCAAACUAACCCCAGGUCUGGAGGAGGUGCGCACUAAGGCAAGAGAUAUUGCCACUUACUUCAGGACCAGCACUGUAGCCAGAGAGCGGCUUCUCUGCCUUCAAAACCAAAUGGGUGGUCCAACAAAUAAACUCAUUCAAGAGGUGGACACAAGAUGGAACAGCACCUUAGACAUGCUCCAAAGACUGUACGAGCAGAGAGAGCCAGUGGGUGCAGCCUUGGCCUCUCUUCAGACAGAUGUGGCACCAUUGACCUCCAAUCAAUACCACAGCAUAAGUCAGUGCAUUUCUCUUUUGGCCCCUCUCAAAGAAGCCACAGUUGAGCUUUCUGCCGAGAAACAUGUGUCAGGUUCGAAAAUAAUUCCGCUGGUGAAGAUGCUGCGGCACAUUAUUGCAACAAAACAAAGGCAGCUUACAGAUGAAAUGGCCAGAGAUUUGGCUAAACAUUUGUUAACCCUAACGUCUGAAAAGCUUGGGAAUUAUGAGGUUGCAGGACAGCAUGCUCUGGCCACUCUCCUGGAUCCUCGUUUUAAAACCAUGGGGUUUUGCAACACCACACACCAGCAAAAUGGUGUUAAAAAACUUAUGGCAGAAUGUGCCACUGUUAUAAGGCAAAAAACACCUGAUCCGGCACCCUCCGAUGAUCCUACCCCAUCAACUUCACAUGAUGCACCUUCAACCUCUGAUUCAUCAGGCCUGUGGGAGCUGUUGGAUGCACAAGUUUUGGAGAAGAGGAAGGUCAAAAGUGCUACAGCCAAUGCCUCUGUAGAGACGAACCGGUACCUUGCAGAGCCCAACAUUCCACGAAAUGAAGACCCACUUGAGUAUUGGGUCAAGCACAAGCAUGUGUACCCCCAUCUUUUUGUGUUGGCACGGAAUCUUUUGUGCAUUCCGGCCUCAUCUGUGCCAUGUGAACGCGUUUUUUCCAAGGCUGGGGAAAUAGUUUCCAAGAAGAGAAACCGACUAAACCCCAGUACUGUGGAGAAAAUUGUGUUUCUUAAUAAAAAUCGAUUUUAAUUUCAUGUCCCAUCCCACCCAACCCCUGUUCACAAGCACCUCCAUGUUCUUGCCCUUCCAUGUGUAACCUGUCCACAAGCACUUUCACUGCACCUCCAUGUUCUUGCCCUUCCAUGUGUAACCUGUCCACAAGCACUUCCCUGCCACACUGAUCUCUCCUCUGUAAAACCCUUGCCACAUUCAAGAAAUAGUUCAAAUAAGUCAGUAUGACUGCCAUAAACUGCACAGGCAUUAGGAAGCACUUGCAAUUAUUUUCAAUCUCACAUUUGUGUAAAACGAAGAUCUAUCUUCUGCUAGUAUGAUCACUCACACAUGCACAAAGCUGCAAACAAAGGUACAGAAAGACACCCAGACACAAUUGUGAAAUACACAAACAUGGACACAAUUCAUACGAGAAAAGCAGUAGUUUUAUUCAAAUAGGAAUCCACAUAUUGAUGACAUGAUUUAUUGGUUCAAGUUUUCAUAGUCAUGUUCAGCCCACAGAGAGGGAGGCAAAAUAUAGGGUGUUUGAAACAUACUGCACUACACGUUUUCAACAGCAGAGGUCAACCUAGAGUUUUAGAUGCAUUGAAUGAAUGAACCUUUUUCCAAUACAAUUGGAUGGAAAGCUUCACUGGUUCAUAAAGCUUCAC